Molecule: messenger RNA, 3790 nt
Organism: Drosophila rhopaloa
Lineage: Eukaryota; Metazoa; Arthropoda; Insecta; Diptera; Drosophilidae
Product: protein piccolo
Exons: 3
Coding region: 56-3544 (1162 amino acids)
Source: RefSeq, a predicted model, not a curated record
AGGACUGGGCGGCACAACGUGUAGCCCAGGGACGCCAACAAUCCUCAUUGAUCACAUGCAAAAACCGAUAGAUAUAGUCUUUAAACUCAGUAAACUACUGUGCAUCAUUCAAUCAGUAGGCUCUAGUCCUAGCCAUGCACAAAAUCUAACGUUUCGACACCACCAGUAUUUUCGAAAACAAAAAUUUGUUGAGUUCCCAGUAAAGUAUCAGUCGACCCCUUCUUUCAGCAACCAGAUGGCCGGCAUCGUUUUGGGCGGUAUGGCGGCCUGUCGCCGAACCACUCACUAUCUCGGACUACUCCGCAUCUGCUUCCGCCCCCUCGGUCUGAAUCCAGCCUUGGAACCACUACACCAGCGACGCUGCCGGCACACCUCGGAGUCCGAGAAUUCCGGCGGUAAGAAGCCCACACCGGUGCCCCAGAGCUUGGACCAAAGUAAAGGACCGGCCGAGAGUGGAUUGGAGAUUACAGCAGCGCCGCCCAAUCCUUCGGAGGUUCCUGGAGAACGCCGACCAGAGUCGCCCUACGAGGUCAGGCCCGAGCUGCCAAUUGAGGUUCAGCCAAAUCGAUCCAAUCCCUCGCCCAAAGAAGUGAAGCCACCAAAUCCGCACACUAUCAUCUGCAACUCGGACAAAAAUGAAACCUGCGGAGGCAAAGGUGUUGAGCCUGGUGAUCCUGUUAAUAUUACGGAAACUAAAGAUUUUAUGCCAAAACUUGACUCACAAGCUUCGACUGCAGUGGAAUUUAUGAAUAACUCCUCACCCCCCAUUCAAUCUAUAAAUUUAUCUUCCACGGAAUCAAAAGAUAAUCCUAAAAUAGAUAACUUAUUCACAAUUGAGUCCGAGCUAAAGGCCCUGGAAGCAUCCAUAUCUGAUUUCAUUGAUCAGCCUAACCAUCAAACUAUGUCUCCGAUUACUGCUGAGAUUAAAUCGAUGGACUCGACUUCAAAUGGAUCAGAAACUGAAAGCGGUUCAACAAAGUCAAUAGAUAUGCCCUUUCAAACAUCUUUUGUGAUUCCAUCUGGUUUAAAGCAUCAAAAAUUGACCCCAGCUGAACAAAAAGAUAAGACCAUAUCUCAAAUCACCACUUCGACAAAAUCCCAGCCCUCAACUGAAGAUGAAUGCAAAAAAAUUGGCACAACACAACACGGCUUGAGUGCAAAGUCUCAAACUUCUACCAAAAUCGAAGAUAGCUCUAAGCUCCAAGUUAAAAAUGUGUAUAGCAAAAAGGGCUUGGAUUCCAAACAAAGAGAGGAUUCUAAGCCAUUUCAUUCAAGUGUGAGUUCAUUACCCGAACCCCAAUCAAAGAAGGCAAGUUCUCAAGCCCUGGCACAAUCCAUCACCUCGGCGGACAAAAUAGAACAAAGUCCUGAGCUUAAAACUAGUGAAUCCCAAACUCCUAAAGAAGGCCAGAAUUCCAGUUUUAAUGUGCCUGGGGAGUGCAAGGGACCGGGGAUCGAAGGCAGUUCCGAGACACUCAUUCACAGCAGUGCAGAAUUUAGUCGGAUUCUAGAUAAGGCUCACGAAAAAAGGUUCGAAACGGUCAAGGAAAAUGCGGUUGAUAUGGAGGUGAUCCAGAAGUGGGUGGAAAACUUUAAGUUGGCGGAGAAAAAGGCUGACUCUGCCCUCGUGAAUAAAAGCUCAGAAGGAAACUCGGCGCUCUGCGAGGGUAAUAAAGACAAGCCAGCCUAUAUCAAAGAAUCUUUGGUGAAGGAAAAUAUUAAAUGCGUGCCUAAGGACACAACAUCUUCGGAUACUGUCUUAUCCCCCUCUGGUCAGGAUUUUACUACAACAAAGACCACUAAGACCAGCACUCAAACGACACUGCCACUGAAAAUCGUGGCCAAGCAUGAAGCUCCAACCGAGUUCAAGAAAACAUUCAAACCUAUACCUUCCUCCCAGCUUAAGUCGAACAAGGAUACAGACUUUAAAGCAUCGGGUGAAACAACUAAGCCCAUAGAAUUUAUUCUUAGUCAGCCUCCUGCAACUAGCAAUGCGGAAUCUAACCCCAUUAAAUCAAGUGCCAUGUUUGUGACAGAGCCCAACAAGAUCGUUUCCAUUGCCCACGAGAAAACUAAAAACCAGUCCACAGAUGAAAUAGUGGCAAUGUUUAAGGACGACAGCGAUGGUGAUCAGACCAGUAUUGAAGAAGGCAGAGUCAGAGAAUUGUUCGAGACGCUAGAUAGAUUUACUGAUCCGAGUCCUUCGUGGACUUUGCCAGAGUUCUCUACAGCUACACGUAUUGAAAGGGCACACCUUGAUGAAACAGACUCGGAAAACAAAACUGACAAUCACUUCAAAAAACUUGGCGACUUAGACUCAGCCAUCCGAGAAGAGAAGGAAACAAAAAUGCCGAAUACUGAAGACAAACCCAACGACAAUAUUUUUGCAAAGCUUAGUAACAUGGAUUCAACCAUCCGAGAGGAGAGCAGAGACGGGUCUGAGAAGAGCGAAAAGGAGGGUGAAAUGAAUGCCGAUCAAGCAAGUUUUGACUUAGCCCAGAAGAUUUCGUCCUUUGUAAAGUCUGCCGGGGAAAGUGGCACUAGCACAGACGCCACUCAAAACGCACGAAGAUUAAAUAAAAUAAAGUCAAAGGCCAAAAGCAAAAACAAUACGACAUCGGAGCUAACACCUGGCGAUCUCUACGAUCCAAUUUCUGAUGAGGUUUCCGCCGUACCCCCGCUGGAAAAAGGCAAGACAGAGAUUGAAGAAAACGAGGACUCCAAUCCCGGCUUAGAGGCUCCAGAGGUCAAGCAUAAAAAGGAGGAGGCCCAAGUCAAGGCACCCACGGCAACGGAUGAAACUAGGACCAAUGUUGAUAAAAAAGCUGCGGUUGAUGAAAAUCUAUCGAGAAAGGACAAACCCCAGCUGAAAGAAGGGGAGCUGUCCUUGAAGUUGCUGGACAAGGUUACGGGGGAGAUGCCAGCGACGACGGAGAUGCCAGGAACGACAAAGGCACCAGCCGAGAAGAGCCUCCUCCAACACAUCUUCGACAAGAUCUUGGGCAGAGGCAAGGGCAACGAGGGCAAGCGCCAGAUGUCCUCAUACACGGGUCGACGUCACCUGAGCACCAGCUCCAUGGCUGCAAUCUCCCUAAGAAGUUCUCCUGGUGAAUCCCACUCCAGGAGUUGGGAUAGGACACUCGUUCGGCGGGGAUCUACCAACAAUUUGAAUGCAGUCUUUCAAGGGGAAACUCCUGUAAUUGUUGGUCCGCAACAAUCUCUUAUAGAAACGCCCACAUUUGAGCUAUUCGCCAAGAAUAAGAAUGAUGACACCGAGAUAAAGGGAGGCUCUCCCGAGUGCUCCUCGCCCAAAAAGACGCCGCGUGACCUUCUCCGCGAGAAGCAGCAGACCAGGAAGAUCAAGAUCCUUGGCGGAUCCGAGGAGUGCGCCAAGAAGAUGAAACGGCUAGAGGAGCUCACGAGGAAAAAGGACGACGAUGACUGCGAGCGGGGACACUUCUCCAACAGCCUAUCGAAGUUUUUCCACCAGCUCUGGUUUUCUAUAAUUCCAGAUGCGGCGAACAACUCAAGCAAAGUGAAAUAAUCUGCAAAUCGAGCUGUCAUGCACACGAAGAUGUCGAUCUGAAUCUAACUGGAUAUUAGACUGAAAUUUAGAGUUUCUUUGAAUUAUUUGCCCACAUGAAGGGGUCGAUCUGAUAGCUUUCUGGAAAAAAAAUAAUAUAGCUUAUUGUCUGGAUCUGGACAAAUCAAAAGGGAUCAACUUAUAUUAUAUAUUACGAUUUAACUUAUGUUAUUUUAACGUAAUAAAUUUAUUCAUGGAACAAUUCAA